AUGAGCUUCCGUGGGCGCCGGGGGAACUUCAAUGGGCCCCGUGACGGCGGCCGUGAUCGCGGUGGAGGUCGUUAUGGCCGUGAUGAUCCUGGGCAGUAUCCUCCUAUGCCCCCCGGCCCUCCUUACGGCGGCGGCGGCGGCGGCGGCGGCGGGGUUGACUACGGCCACAGCUACCAAGACAAUCAUUCCGACUCGGGCCCGAGUCGCGGACGGCGAGGCGGCCCGCCGCGAGGUGGACGGGGUGGUCGUGAUGGCACUGGUCCGCGCCGUGAUCGAGACCAAGGCUACGGUCGAGACCGUCGCGACGAGCCUUACCCGCCGCAUGGUCGCGACCGCCAGGAGCGCGGACCUCGUAAGCCUCCUUUCCGAGCGGUCCUUACCCCAGCCAACGACGGCCCGCGUCGCGGGCUGCCAGACCCGGUGCGACCCAAUCCAUCCAAGCAGGUCCGUCUGGAGCGCUUGGCGCGCGAGCGCGUCUCUCGCACUCUCUUCGUCCGCAACAUUGCUUAUGAGACGGCGUCAGACAAGUUCCGCGCCGACUUUGAGCGGUUUGGUGAGAUCCGCGAGUUGUUUGACUCGAUCUCGCGCCGCGGCCUGGCCUUUGUGACUUUCUUUGAUGUCCGCGGUGCCGAGGCGGGACGUCGCGAGAUGCACGGGACCAAGAUAUAUGGACGCGCGAUCGACGUGCACUUCGGCCUGCCUAAGGAGCACGACAGAGAAGGCCCGUGUGACCAGUCUAAGAACCAGGGCUCGCUUCUUGCAAGCAUCCAUCCCCCGCGUCCCUUGCAGCCUGACGAGCUGGGUCCAGUGGCGGAGCAAUCGGGAGCUAUCAAAAGCAUCCGUGAUGGGAACCACCCUGCCGAGAAAAUCGUUGAGUUCUACGACAGCCGAGCGGCUGUAGACUUCCACGACCGCAUGGCCAGCCGCCCCUUCGGCGGAGGCACCCUGGACCUCCAGUACAUCUGGGACGAAGGUGAGGUAGUCAACCCGGACCCUGUUCGGGCGGACGCUGUAAUCUCGUCUACAUUCGUCAACCGCCGCGAGUUGCUCGAUCGUGAGGGCCGCAGCCACGAAUACCCGGAACUUUUUCCGGACCGGUAUCCUGAGCGUCGUGGUCAGAGUCCCCCACGGAGGUACGGCGGCGGCGGUGGAGGAGGCGGCCGCUACAAUGACGCGCCGCCAUCUCAUCCGCCGCCGUCCCAACAAGAUCCCGGUCGCCUGGAGGAGGCCCGAAAGGUGCAGAAUUUGCUUGCGUCACUGGGCAGUGUCCCAGCCAUUAACCCCGGCGCUGGACCUGAUGUUCGUGGUCCGCCGCCUCCGAGAUCGGGAUAUGGCGGCCCUCCCCCGCCUGGCCCUCCUCCUGAUCCGCGCCGUGACUCGUACUCUGGGCCGCCCCCGCCUGGCCUUGCUCUUGAUCCGCGCCGUGACUCGUACUCUGGGCCGCCUCCGAGCGCUCCUCCGAUGAACUACCUUCCCGGCCCAUCGCCGGUUCCCUACUCGUCUGUUUCGUAUCCCCCUCAGUCCUCAUCAUACCCACCGCCGACCUCAUCGUACACGCCGUCGAAUUAUCCGCCGGGCCCACCCCCCAACUCUUACCCUCCGCCUGCGCCUGCAUCGUCCUACCCUCCUCAGCACUCUCCGCCUGCGCCUGCGCCUUCCUAUGCGCCGCACCAUUCGCCUGUCGCGUCCAAUACUGCGGUCCCGUCGCAGGUCCUCGCUAUGCUUCAGCCCCAGCAGCAUGGACAACAGGGGUACAACCCCAACCCUCCGCGCCAGCCUUACGAUCAGCGGCCCAUGUACAACCCGCCCCAGCCUCAGCAGGGAUACCCGCCUGGCUCUGGCUACGGCGGCGCCCCUGAGUACAGCCCUGCGCGUCCUCAGCCCAGCUACGGAUCACAUCCGCCGCAGCAGCAGGGAUAUGACCCCAAGAACGGCGGCGAUGUGGGCAGUCUUCUGGCGAUGCUGAACAGAUAG
Cutaneotrichosporon cavernicola is the source of this 1974-nucleotide messenger RNA. RefSeq lists its product as uncharacterized. NCBI's taxonomy places the organism in Eukaryota, Fungi, Basidiomycota, Tremellomycetes, Trichosporonales, Trichosporonaceae. The transcript is spliced from 3 exons. Bases 1 to 1974 code for a protein of 657 amino acids. Gene Ontology annotation, molecular function: RNA binding. The record is from RefSeq and is a predicted model, not a curated record.